Neodiprion fabricii is the source of this 772-nucleotide messenger RNA. It is a transcript of the gene robl, whose product is annotated as dynein light chain roadblock-type 2. Gene Ontology annotation, biological process: microtubule-based movement. Bases 156 to 449 code for a protein of 97 amino acids. NCBI's taxonomy places the organism in Eukaryota, Metazoa, Arthropoda, Insecta, Hymenoptera, Diprionidae. Gene Ontology annotation, cellular component: cytoplasmic dynein complex; centrosome; cytoplasm. The record is from RefSeq and is a predicted model, not a curated record. The transcript has 3 exons. Gene Ontology annotation, molecular function: dynein intermediate chain binding.
GGCUAUCUUACUACUAUGACGUCAUCGUAACCUAAACCAUUCUGAAAAUAUCGACUAGUAAGACUGCCCGUUGCCUUGGAAAUAUACCGUAAAGACGGAAGAGUUAACACUGACGUUUAACAGAAAAAUUGCGGUUUGAAAUUUAAUCUGUAAAAAUGGCACAAGAAGUCGAGGAAACCAUGAAGCGUAUUCAAUCCCACAAGGGAGUGGUUGGAACGAUUGUAGUCAACUCUGAAGGAAUUCCAAUAAAAUCGACGUUAGACAACACGACAACAAUUCAAUAUGCAGGGCUGAUUAGUCAGCUAUCCGACAAAGCUCGUUCAGUGGUACGGGAUCUGGAUCCCACUAAUGAUCUCACUUUCUUGCGAAUCCGAAGCAAGAAGCAUGAGGUGAUGGUCGCCCCGGAUAAAGAAUUUAUACUUAUAGUUGUGCAAAAUCCUGUCGAUUGACAGAAUAAAUUAUUUUUGCAUUCUUUUUGCGCCUUGCAUGCAAUUUUGUAAUACAUAAUUUAUAUGAGCAACGCUGCUCUAAUUAGAUACUAAAAGUUAAUUUAACUGAGCACGCUGCUAAAAAUUUAAUACCGUUCUUCUCGUCAUCUCACAUUCUCUAGUGCUCUUGUCAAACUGUUGGCACAAUUUUAAAUAAUUUAUAUACAUUAAUUGUCCAUUAUGUAUUGUUUAUAAUUUAUUUCAAUGUAAGAAAAUGUUGGUGAAUUUAAAAUUGUUGAGUGUAUGUCGACGAUAUUUGAUAUAAAUAAAGUUUAUUAUAAAUA